Messenger RNA from Stegostoma tigrinum, 9214 nucleotides. Its product is annotated as myosin phosphatase Rho-interacting protein-like. The coding region runs from base 221 to 7504 and encodes 2427 amino acids. The record is from RefSeq and is a predicted model, not a curated record. Gene Ontology annotation, biological process: actin filament organization. NCBI's taxonomy places the organism in Eukaryota, Metazoa, Chordata, Chondrichthyes, Orectolobiformes, Stegostomatidae. The transcript is spliced from 25 exons. Gene Ontology annotation, molecular function: actin filament binding. Gene Ontology annotation, cellular component: actin cytoskeleton.
GUGUGUGUUUCCAGGUGGUGGGGGUGGUGUGCAAGAAUGGAUCCGGUGCUGUUUUUGGUUCGGGACUAGGAUUGCACUGCUUGGAGGGGUUUUAAUUGAGCGUGCGGACGGGGUAAGGAGGGACAGAGAGAGAGCCGGCCCCUGCAGUCUCCCUCAGCUCUGCCCCAAUAUCGAUGGGAGUUCUCAAACUCCGGGCUUGUUUGACUGUUCCACCGGGACCAUGUCUGCCAAGGAGAAUGCAGCUUGUAGAAAAUUCCAGGCGAAUAUCUUCAAUCACAGCAAGUGUCAGAACUGUUUCAAAUCCCGGGAAUCGCAUCUAUCCUCCGAUCAGGAUUUGACCCAGGCAAAGCCUAUUUAUGGGGGCUGGUUAUUGCUGGCUCCUGAAGGAACUGACUUUGAAAAUCCAGUGCAACGAUCAAGGAAAUGGCAGAGAAGAUUUUUUCUCCUUUAUGAACAUGGCUUAUUGCGUUAUGCAUUGGAUGACUCGCCCAGCACACUUCCUCAAGGCACCAUCAAUAUGAACCUCUCCACUGAUGUCACCGAUGGUGAGAGCAAGACAGCUCAGAAGAACUCGCUUUGCAUUGUCACACCAGAGAAGCACCAUUUCAUUCGUGCAGAAAGCAAAGAGACGAUAAAUGGUUGGUUUGAAAUGCUGAUCGUGUAUCCACGCACAAACAAACAGAAUAUGAAGAAGAAAAGGAAAGUGGAACCUCCCACACCACAGGAACCGGGACCUGCUAAAGUUGCAGUUACCAGCAGCAGCAUACCAACUGCUGAGAAGGUCCCAAGCACGAGGUCAACACUCUGGCAAGAACAAGAAGAACUGAAAAAUAAAGAGCUCCGUGUCAUCAGCCCCACGAUGAAAAGCCCUUCGGAAAACCAGUCUUCCAUUGUCCCAUCUUCUGAACCGCCAGCAGGACUGAAAGAAGCCCAGAGUGUGGUUGAUGUUAAUGAGGUGGAUAGCCAACAGAAGAAGCGUGUGGAGAGUGGCUACUUUUCUCUGGAGAAGCUGAAGUCUGAAACAAAGCAACUCAUCACACCUCCAAGAAGCAGCAUCACCAGCAGGUACAGUUCCUCUGAGAGUUGCAUGGUAAUACCAUGCCACUCUACCUUGUACAGCGAUCCUUUCCCUUCUCCAGGUAACCUUUACUGCAGCAGUUCUUGUGUUAGCCCUUCCCAGAGCUCCUUCGAUUCAGAGACCAGUGGUGCCACGCUGUCGAGCAUUGCAAGUUCAAGCAGCAGGGUUGGGGAAGGGUCAAGCCAUUCUCCAGCUACACGAAUAAAUCUGGACUAUGCCAAAAUGGCAGAUGUCCCAAAAGCCAAGAGGAUCAGCGACAAACAGGCCUUCCAAGCAAAUAAGGACCAGGAGCAACGGUUUCGUACCUGCAGUCCUGGCAGAGCGGAGUUGACACGUUUGUUUGGGACAGAACGAAGGAGGUCACAGGUUAUUGAACAGUUUGAGACCCUGGAGAUGAAGCGAGCCCAGCAGAUGGCAUCCAGUUCCCCUUCGGAGACUGAUUUUCACACCAUUAGAUGUCGAGGUCGAAGUGAGAAGAGAACCUUUCCAAGGCAAAGAGAUUUUGGGUCGGAGUCUGACCAAAUCAGCUCUACUCCAGAUGUUUCAGCUGUGACUGUUCCACAGUACCGCAGGGCAAAGUCCCUGGACAGAAGAGCCUCUGAGUCAACAGUGACGCCAGACCUACUGAAUUUUAAGAAAGGUUGGAUGACAAAACUCUCUGCAGACGGUCAGUGGAAGAAGCAUUGGUUUGUCCUGACUGACCAAGUUCUAAAAUAUUACCGAGACUCUGCAGCAGAGGAGACAGUGGAUCUGGAUGGUGAGAUCGAUUUAAGUAACUGCUACGAUGUCACUGAAUAUGGAGUGCCAAGGAACUAUGGAUUUCAGAUCCAUACGAAAGCAAAGGUGUACACGUUGUCUGCCAUGACGUCAGGGAUUCGCAGGAACUGGAUCGAAGCGAUAAUGAAAAAUGUGCAUCCUGUCACUACACCAGAUGUGACAAGGAAGAACUUUCCUCUGAAAAUGUCUGUGCUGAAACAAAGGAGCAUCCCAGAGGAGAAAAUGAAAGGAAGAAUUCUAUUUGAAGGUGCAUCCGUCAAUGGAGAAAAGCCAGCAGUAACAUCAAAAGAUAGACCCAAUUUAGAAGCUGAACCGAAGAAGAGCAGAGCCUGGGAGCGAAGAAAAGAAGGACGCUCCAAAACAUUUGACUGGGCAGAAUUUCGUCCAGUUCAGCAGCGGCCCAGUGGAGGACGUGUUCACAGACCUACUUCCAUGUAUGUCAGAGACAUGGCUAAUCCUGCAACAGACUCUCAAGAAUUGGAAAAGGACCGUGCACGGCGGCGAGAGGAAAGGCGCAGACGAUUUGAAAUGACUGAUGUUUCUCUUUCUCCGGGUUACAAUGAUGCAAACAGGAUGGAGGUAGAUGGGGCCACCACAACCACCGUAUCCCCAGGACCUAAAAGUGUUGAUGUUGAAAUUGAGCAUAGAUGGCAGCAGGUGGAAUGUACACCAUUACGUGAGGAGAAACAAGUUCCUAUCCUCACUACACAGACCUCCAGUGAAGGAAGACCUCCAGCCCAGGACUUGAUCUUAAUACUGGAGAAAGAGUUGGAGCAAUCUCACCAGGCAGUCUUUAGGCUGCACGAACAAAACAAGGAGCUGCAGGGGCAGCUCAGGGCUGCUCUGGAGAGGGAACACAAUGCACGGGAUGGUUAUGUACUGCAGUUAAAGGGAAUACCCUCACCACCUUCAGCACGGCAACGACUCCAAAAACUAAACCAAGAUCUCCAAAAUGAGUUCAUAGCUCAAUACCAACAUCAAGCACUGGCCAGUCAGCAACUGCAAACUUUAAAACGGAACAAUGAGGAAGCAAAUGAUAUAAUCCGCAAGCAGGAGAUGGAAAUACAGAAGCUGCAGGAACAGAUAAGUUCCACAGUGUCCGAAGGGGCAGGUAAUGAGCAAGCGAUAACCAAACAAAACAUGGAACUACCGACUGCAAACAAGUGGAUCCAACAGCAAUGGAAAGAAUGGAAACAGAAAGAGAAAACAAUGAGAAUCCAAUUAAAGAACAGUGAGGGCAGACCAUAUGUUACAGAAAAUUUAGGGGAAUUGGUGAAACAACAAACUUUGCACAAAGGUUUUCAAGAUGGAUUGAGUGACAUCAGUGAGUUCUGUGCCAAGGAACAGGAAAGGCUCCAAAAAACCUAUGGGAUCUUAAAACAAACUUAUGAGAAGGAGGAAGAAAUCCAAAGCCAAAAGGUGAUGAAUGCAGAAGAAAAACCUGUGCAGCCUGCAGAUAUACAACUGAUGGAGCGUCCGGAGAAAGACAUGACAGCAGGUACAACAGAGAACUACCAUGUAAUGCACCAGUUGGAGAAGAAAAUGACAAUUCAGACUUUGUCACAAUGUCUUAAAGAGGUCAGAAAUGAAAGAGAAAAGCUGAAGUGUAGAUGUGAAGAGCUGGUUAAUCAAUUGAUGUUGGCAGACACUGAGAAUGCCAUGUUACAGAAUCAGCACGCUGAAUUUCAGACUCUGGAAAACUCAUAUGAAAAGUUAUCUGCUGUGUAUCAGCUAACUCUAAAAAUGUUGGAAGAGAAAAGUACGGAACUGAAAGAGGCCAGAGAGGAACACAAAAACCUCAUUGCCACAAAAGACAGAAAGCUUAAUGAAGCCCUGGUUAAACUGACUGCACUGGGGAGUAGCCUGGAGGAAGCAGAGAAGAAAUUGCAGGCCAAAGAGGCAGCUUUGCAGAAAUUCUGCUUUGCUAGUUCCAACACAAAUAGUGUGAAUGAUGGAGAAGACUUUCAGUUCAAACUAAACACUGCCAGAUGUGAUAUUAUUGAACUAGAACAAAAAUUAAAUGCAUUACAACUUGAAAAUGAAGAGCUUGAGCUUGAAAAUGAAAAUCUUAAAGACGAACUUAAAGUUUCUGAAAAUAUUCAACACCAGCAAUAUAAAGAGUUGAUGAAGAUAAUAGAAGAAUUAAAAUCUCAGCUGAAUUCUUCAGACACUCGGGCCGGGGAAACAAAGUCUUCAGUUUCAGAAAAUGUCAAGCUCAAGCCAGUAGCCUACAGUUGCCUCAAUAGGCAAAGGAUUAGGUUCUCCAGUAUACACUGCCAAAAAUACAGUCCAGAAGACAGAUCAGAAAAAUUGUGGGUCAACAACACUUCAAAUAUCACUUUGGGUGGGUGCUGUUCUAAAGAAAACAUCCCACCAGAUGCACCAGCACAUGGUGAACCUGCAGAAGCUGAAGCACAGUUGCAUGAUUCUGUUGUUCAUUUACUUGAACACAAACUUAAUGCUUCUGAAGCAAAAAAUGAUAUAAAUCUGAAGUUGGAAGAGCAGCAAUGUAGAAGUGCAGAACAUUCUAAGUUGGUAACAACUGAAGUGAAGCUCCCAGACAAUGUUUCUAAAACUGAUCCACUGAUAAUGCAGCUUCAAGUGGAAAAGGCACAGAGAUGGAAAUUAGUCCAAGAUACCAGCAGCCAAUUAAGGUUGAUGCAACCAAAGUAUGACCAAGUCUGCUCAUUGAUAGAUACAUGUAAGCAAAAUAUCUGGUGUCACCUUGGAGAUAAGACAGACCCAAACAAAGAUCACUUUUCUAACUUACUAGAAAUGAAAAGUGGUUUGGUUGAUGCUUCACAUUGCUUGGAGCAAGUGGAAAUAUUCCUCCAACAGCAGCUCAAAGAGCUUCGAGAAAUUGAAGAUCACAUAUGCCGUAACUCAGCUGAUGGUAUCGUUCCACUUCAGGAACAGUUUCUGUUGACAAGGGAGAAGGAAUUCUCUCAGCUACUUAAGAUUUCAGAUGAAAACAAACUAAAACUUUUUGCUGAUAAAUUAGUGUUUGAAGCUGAAAUUCUUGGAAAAAUGUCACAAGCUUUACUUAAUAAAGAUAGUGACAUUGUACAGAGCUUAGAAAGCCUAAGUAAAGAAGCUGGGAUUUUGUCAUCAAAUUUUCCUGCUUUAAAUAUGGUCAGGGAACCAAGCAGUCCUGCAGACUUUGCAGAUAUCUUACUGAGAAAAACCAUUUCAGAUGGAGAAUUCUGGAUAGAAGUUGAGAAGUUGAGGAAGAAUAUUCAACCAGAAGAAACUGUUGAAGAGAAAAGGGUAGAUAUUGAUGCUGGUUUUAUUAAUGAGUUUGUCACUGGAGCAGCUGACAAUGCAUCACUUAAAGCAGAGCUGGCUUUCACAGUGCAAAAGAUACAAGAGACCUUCAGAGCAAAAGUCGGAAAACUUGAAGAUGAUAUUCAGGACGCACUUCAAGAAAUUGCAUACAAGGACAAUAUGUUGAGAGAGGUUCUAUUGGCUUCCAAGACUGAUGAGGUCAACAAGGUCAUGCAGCAACUUUUCGGGGAAUGUGAAAACCCAACAGUUCCUGAGGGAAAGGUAAUAAAUGUGGAAGAGCCAGAACUUCUUUCACAUGCAAAACAAAUCAAAAGGGAAGAGGCCCGGAGUCUGGCUCUAAAUGUUGUUGAUAAACAGUUAAGGAAACACCUUUCUGAAAAUAAAAUGGAAUGGGAUUUUUCAGGAACAGUCAGAGAGGAAUUAGCUGAACAACUAAGACAACGAGCUAUAGUGCUACGGCAAUUAUCUGAAGAUUUGCAGGCUUUGACUUUUGAAAAAUCUAGCAAAAUUUGUCAGAAGCUACAAGAGGUAUCUGAAGUGUUGUCUUCCUACAUCUAUAUGCGAAACAUUAAUAAUUAUGCAUCUGUGUUGGUGCAAGAAGCCAUGAUUCAAGCUCAAAUUACUUAUUUGGUCUGUAGAAUCAGAACAGAGCAUGAGAAGGAGCUCAAAAUAUAUAAAGAUUCAAGUAAUAAUAUAGACUCUUUGUGUCAAGAGCACGCAAAAAAUCUUGCAUCUGUACGGGAAAAAUAUGAAGAGAUACUGAAAAGGGAAUGGAAUGAUUACAGUCUUACACUUGCAGAGCUUGAAAAAGAAAAUGAGACCCUCAGAAGGCAGGCCUCUCUGCACAUCUCAGAAUUAGAACUGAAACAAAAAGAACUACAAGAGUUGGAAGAAAGGUACAAGCAUCAUCCGCUCCAGAUUGAAGCAGGGUUCCUGCUGCCAUUAGGCAGCAAUCCGAUCAAUAUGGAAGAGAUGAUGAAACAAAGAAUGACUGAUCAAAAUUGGGAACAGAAACACAGAAAGCCAGUGAGGAAAUUAGAAGAAAGUUUACAACAUAACACACAAGAGCAUUUAAUAAUGCAUGAAGAGGAAAAGCGCAACCAAUAUGAACAACAAAUUCAUGAUUUAGGAGAUUCCUUUGAACAUCAAAAAGAAAAUUCUGAAAUGGUAUAUCACCAGAACUUCUCAACACAGAACAGUGAUUGUGAUGGAGCAGAUGGUUUGAGCAACACCAUAGAGGUUGGUAGAAACUUGCAACAUGUUGAGAAGCAGGCAGAGUUGGAAUCUAUGACAGUACUGCAUGAUCGGAUCCAUGAACUGGAGGCCCAAAUGGACAUGAUGCGUGAUGAAUUGGGGCAGAAGCACAAAGAUGGACCCAUUGCAGAUCUAAGGGAGAAAUACCAGAGAGACUUGGACAAACUGAAGGAGACCUGUGAGCGUGGUUUCACAGCAAUGGAAGAAUCACAUCAGAAGGUUAUUGAAGAGCUACAAAAACAGCACCAAAAUGAACUAGAGAAACUACAGAAGGAGAAGGAUCGCCUACUGGCUGAGGAAACUGCUGCAACCAUAGCUGCAAUUGAAGCAAUGAAGAAUGCCCACAGGGAGGAGUUGGAGCGAGAGUUAGAGAAAACCCACCGGUCUCAGAUCAGUGGCAUGAAUGCUGAUAUAGAGGCUCUGGGUAGACAGCAUAAAGAGGAGAUGGGAUCUGUCCAGCGGGAACUGCAGGUUUUGUCAGAGCAAUAUUCCCACAAAUGUUUGGAAAACUCUCAUCUCGCUCAAGCAUUGGAGGCCGAACGGCAGGCACUUCGGCAGUGUCAGCGUGAGAAUCAGGAGAUAAAUGCUCGUAACCAGGAGCUAAAUAACCGCCUGGCUGCGGAAUUUGCAAGGUUAAGGGCACUAGUUACCGAGGAGGGGAAGGGAGAGGAUGCUGGCUCACCCCUCUCACUAGGGAAAGAUGUCUAUGAACUGGAGGUUUUAUUGCGGGUCAAAGAAUCUGAAAUUCAGUAUCUAAAACAAGAGAUAAAUUCUCUGAAGGAUGAACUGCAAAUCGCACUGCGGGACAAGAAGUACGCUACAGAUAAGUAUAAGAGCAUCUACACAGAGCUUAGCAUUGUGCGAGCAAAGGCUGACUGUGAUGUCAACCGGUUGAAAGAACAACUAAAGACUGCUACAGAAGCAUUGGGAGAGAAGACAAUAGACUGCUGUGUUACUAGUUACGAUAUCAUGAAAUCAAAAAGUAACCCAGACUUUUUGAAGAAUGACAAGCCGAACAGUCGCAGGCCUGUGAGGACUCUGAGGUCAAAGAGCUUGAAAGAAGGCCUCACAGUGCAAGAAAGGAUGAAGCUUUUUGAACCCAAAGACUAGGAGAUUUCUGCAUUCAACACUGCCCUAGGUCACAUCCACUCUCUUUUCAAUAAACAGACUGCCUCACAUUGUAAUCAUCAAUCCUAGAGGGAUCAAACAUCUACUUCAUCCUGACUUUGCACAUUAGCCCAUAAUGUGACAUUUAAUUAAUAGCAUAUUCAUAAAUCCAUGCUAAUGUUAUGCUUAAUCUGUGUUAAUGCCAAUGAUUCUCGAGUAAAGUAACCAAAAAUUGUUUUAAAAUCUGGAAAUUUGUCGUCUUACUUUUAGGAAGAUAAUUCACUCUUUUCAUAAAUCUGAUUUUGCUGUCUAUUGCACCUAGAAUAGGUUUACUGCUUAGAUUCCCAACAGGUGGAUGCCAUGUGCUGCAAUCGUAUGAAGGUGGAAAGAUUUCCAGACUCUCCUGACUCCUACUUGCCUGUUUAUUUCCAGAAAGGCAUGCAGAAACAUCUUGGUAGUGGCUGUGAGGGAAACAGAAAACCAGCAGAUUCCAACAGUGCAUGGUUUAAUGGUGGUGGUGGUUGGAUAUGCAAGUACUAACAUUGUUGGUUACAGCAAUUUAUUUAGUACAAUCUGUAUGCUUUUUCAUUUAGAUUCACCAACAACUGCUUCACGGUACUGUUCAUAGUUGCAGAGGGGCUUCAACCACGUGUUCAGCUCUAUGCACGUAUAGAUAGUGAAGUCUUCUCCUGUUAAAAGUGUGCACACUAGGUAGUGCACGAUAAUCACAGGCUUUGUCGUCUGUUGUGUUAGAGGUAUUAAUGGCUCUUUAGUCCUAAGAAAACAGAUGUUGCUCAGUUGUAUUUUUAAGUCCUAAAGUCAAAACAUAACCUACAACAGGGCACAAAUGUAGUAGCUUUAAAGCCAAAUCUAGUUCUACUGUGUUAAAAGAAAGCAGGAGUAGAUGACAAUCUGAGUUAAUCACUGCCUCUCAUCUUCCAAUCUGAGGAAAGGCAAACUUUGCAUGCAGAAAUACGUGCUUCAGUUAGAUUCUUAUUCCAUCACAAUUACCUCCAUAAAAAUGCGCUUUUGGUAACUAAAUUGAUAAACUUACUAAAGAAGGGAAAUUUCUAUUGGUGUAGUGGGGUCACAGCCAUACAAUUUCAGAAAAUGUGGGAAGAACUCCAUUACAGAUACCCACCUUAAAUGGUAAGUAUUUGAUUCUCAAAGAAUGCAACAAAUUAGGAUUUUAACUUUCAAAAAUGUAAAUGACCAUUUCAAACAAUAUGAAUAAGUUAUUACAGAUGAUAUAGGACUUGUAAUACUCUACUUGCACCAUAUUUGUGAAAGCACUGGAUUAUGAUGUAUUUUUGCAGAUCACAGAUCCCAGCUAACCACCUCUGAUUUAUCAGAUGAUCAGUAAAUGAAGAGUUCCUGUGACUUGUGUUGUUUGAUGAGCCAUAUGCAGAAACUAAGACAACAAUUAUUAACUGUAGCAAAAAGACUCUGCAUCAGAUUGUGCCGAUGAACCACUUCUGUGCAGUUAAACUGGAGCUGUUUAAUCCAUUUUUCACCAGAAACUUAGAUUUCUAAUCUGUGAAAGACUUCCAUGUUGUGUUGAAGGUCUGUCAAAAGAAGUUUUUAUUACAUAUGUAACUUAAUCUUUUGAGUAGCUGCACAGAAUUGACAGUAAUAUUGUACAAAAGUUGUCAGUUCAAUAGCAUUCUGUAUUUACUACUGAGUUCUUUUUGUGACAUUAAAGCACUUGAUGAA